Racocetra fulgida is the source of this 1353-nucleotide messenger RNA. The record is from the annotation of a GenBank genome assembly. NCBI's taxonomy places the organism in Eukaryota, Fungi, Glomeromycota, Glomeromycetes, Diversisporales, Gigasporaceae.
AUGGAUCACUUACAUUCUCCAACACAAAAACGCCCAUUGAUAGAAGAGACGAUCUUACCUACACCCGAUGCCGCACUUCCACCGUCUGAUCAGCAGAAUAAACGUCUUAGACUUUUACCUCCUAUUUCAGUCACCCCUUCCCAAGCAGCUCCAAACACUUUUCCACCGAAAUUUCAACUUCCAAUCCCUCCAACCUUACUCGAAUCUAACACAACUAGCUUGUCAAGUCAUUCUUUAAGUUCCUUAUCUGCAACAGAUUCUCCAAUAUUACCAAUCGCCUCUCCUAGAACGCCUUCAGGCCAACAAGAAUUACCCUCUAUCGAUUCUUUAGGUCCUUUGCCGCCACUUCCUCAUUUCGUUUCAACUACUCCCCCUAACACAAUGUCCAUAUCCGCGAUUCUUUCAAAUAAUGAUGAUCCGUUUAUUAGGAAGCUUGACAUGAAUAUCAAGGAAAUUGGAAUUGGGAAUAAUUUGACUCAACAGCAUAAUUCUCAUGAUUAUAACGGUCUACAUCAUUUAAACAAGGGUGGUGAAUCAUUACCUCCUUCACUACGUUUCGAACAUUCUGUCGAUGAAAACGUAAGCGAUGUCCAUAAUGAUGAAUUAGCUGAAAAAAAGGCAGACAAGGAACCAGAUCAGAAAGCUGGUGAAGAAGGAAAUGAAUCUGAGGAAGACAAUCAGAGCGAUGAAUUUUCAUUCGAUUAUUCCUUAUUUGAAGGGAUAAAGAGGGAGCCACAUCUGAUUGUCCAAAACGAUGAGGCAUUAAACAUGGAAGGUCGAGAAGAACGACAUCUAGAAUUUCAUGAAAAUGGUUUAUUAGAAAUAUGGAUUUCCUCUAAACAUUUGACGUGGAAAAACAAUAAAGUUAGAAGCCAAUUUCUAUGGGGUACAGAUGUUUACACAGAUGAUUCAGAUAUUAUUGCAGGACUUUACAUCCCUCCACCGCCCAAUUCAUCUAAUUAUCCAGACUACGAUCUUUGUGUUACAAUCAGGGUUUUACCAAAAUUGGUUCAGUACACGGCAACUGUACGAAAUCAAUAUCAAAGUCGAUCAUGGGGCAAUCAUCACGGUGUUAGUUAUAAAGUUGAAAGUGUUCGUAAAAUGAAGAACGGUGAAGCUAUUGGACGAUCAAUAGGCCAUGGCAGAAAAGAACGCCUUCGAAAGUUUCAUAAAAUGAGGAAACGUGCAUUUGAAGAAAAUGAACUUAAUCAAAGCGAUGACCCUGUUAUUGUUUUCAACAACGAAGGGGACCCAUGCUUUAAAUAUACCCCCCAAUUGAUGGCGGACGACGAAUUCGUAAGAAAACGACUUAGAAAUGAAGUAAUGUAUUUGGAAAAUGACGAUGAACGGUAG